AUGGUGGCGGCGGGUUUGGAAGAGAAAGCCCUGACACUGCUGGACAACUAUCUGAAGCUCCACAAACCUGUCGAUGGCUACGAUUCAGGAGACCUCCUUGCUUUGUGGUACGCCUUGAAGUGGCGCAAGUCAGGCAAGAAGCCGAAAUUUGUUGGCAAGGUGGCCCUGGUUCUGCUCAAGAAUUCACACAUGAAGGUAGUUGUUGACGAUGACGGCACAAUGCUGGAUGCGGGCGUGGCAAGCUGGGAUGAAGAAACCCUGAAGUCCGUCACUGUUCCAGAUGUGAUUCGGGACUGGCGAUUGUUUAGUGAUGCACUGUGCUUCUUGACCGACGGUGAAGUGGGUUUUGAACCCAUCGUGGUGGAAGACUGCUGGGAGGUCUUGACCAAGGCCCACAACCCUUUAUGGGAUUCAAAAUACCAGCGCUGCUUAUCCCACACUGACUUCGGGGCGCCAGAUUUUGUGGCGGCCUUGUCAAAGUGGGAGGACGGCUACGCCAAGGACAAUGGGGGCCAGUCCGAUAUUGUGGCCUUCCAUCUGCUCUUUCCUGCAGGCAGACCUCCUGAGGCAAAAGUCACAAUCACAGUGGGUGGCAUCGCUUGCAGCACAGUUGGCCACAAAGCUUUCAAGGGACGUCCUGCCUACCAGGAUGAGGGUCUCAUGUGGGCGCGACAUCAUCGAGUCUUCUGGCUGUUCCAUGAGACCCAUCACCUAUACGAAGCCGAAUUUCAAGAUCGAUUCGACUUUGCGGAGCUCAUCAAAAAGACGGACCAUCCCAUGUUUCAGUACGACAACUGGAUGGAGGAGUUCAAAGGUGGAAGCGAGUUCUUCCCAGGUGGGCACUGGCAUGGGGAGAAUGAGUUUGACUGGUAUGUGCAGAGCAUCACAAAACGCCUGGCUCCCAUGAGUGAUCCGACUUUGGGAGAAGGUUGGAAGUCCUGGUGGGGCGGCCGAGAGGCUGAAGAAAACGGUGCCUACUAUGACUUUGCCUCUGAACAUCAGGCCAUGUGGAAUGCGAACGUGGAGGAGGACUGGGAAAAGGUCUGCAAGCUCGCUGGAUCCCAGCUGCGGCCCAUGUCCUUCAAAAGGCUUGGCGAGCACAAUUUCCGCAACGUAGUGACCGUGGCGGUGAGGGGCCUCACUCUCAACGGGAAGCCCCUGGAUGGUCCUGUCUUGGAGGCUUUGCGCGAAGGUAUGGAGGUCUUGGAGUACCCAGAAGACCGUGCAUCCGAGCUCAUCUAUGGCAUCCCAGAAGAAAAGAAAGAGGAGCUGCUGAAAUUGUACCAGGGCUUGGAGAAGCCAAAGGGGACCUCGAAGCCAAAGCUUCAGAAGAAAAAGAGCAAGGUUAUCAGCAUCAUUGAUGACCACCAUCAGAUGUUCGACGCAUUCCGCACACAAGAUUGGGAAGAGGUGCUGGAGCACGUUGGUACCCAGGUGACGAAGGAAGCCUGGCAACGCCUGGGGGAUGCAAACUUCCAGAACUGCUUUGCCAUGUCCUUCACGGCCCUGGGCUUCGGGCAGUCAAGUCCAAAGGAUGUCGAAGAGGCUGUGUCUUUGCUGCGCAAAGGUCUGGAGAUGACAGGGUGGCCCUUGAGCACCUUUGAGCCCCAGCUGGCCAACCAUCCAAAGAAGUAUGAAGUCCUCAAGCCCUUCGCGCCUGCAGACGAUGCAGAGGGCCUCUACCAUGACUUCAUCACGGAGCAUCAAGCAAUGUGGACCGCUAAUGUGCAGGAGGAUUGGGAGACAGUUUGCAAGCUCGCCGACUCCCAGCUGCGACCCCUCUCCUUUAAGAGGCUGGGAGAGCACAACUUCCGCAACGUGGUCACGGUAGCAGUGCGGGGCCUCACGCUCAGCGGGAAGCCAUUGGACGGUCCGGUCGUGGAGGCCUUGCGCAAAGGCAUGGAGGUCCUUGGAUAUCCAAAAGAGCGGGCCACCGAGUUGAUUUACAACAUCCCAGAUGAGAAGAAAGCUGAACUUCUACAACUGUUUCAAGACAUGUAG
Symbiodinium pilosum is the source of this 2001-nucleotide messenger RNA. The record is from the annotation of a GenBank genome assembly. NCBI's taxonomy places the organism in Eukaryota, Dinophyceae, Suessiales, Symbiodiniaceae.